Enterobius vermicularis (human pinworm) is the source of this 1599-nucleotide messenger RNA. The record is from the annotation of a GenBank genome assembly. Lineage: Eukaryota; Metazoa; Nematoda; Chromadorea; Rhabditida; Oxyuridae.
AUGCGCAAAUUUUUUGAGGAAUCAAAACUAAUUCGUCACCCCACUUAUGUAGCUGCAGCACAACAAACGCAUGAGCUAGUUAAGAGUGGUGGCAGCGGUGUGCUACGCCCAAUUUCACAGCCUGAUCCGUCCAAAACCAACAGUCUUCCACAGCAGGCACAGCCUACAGUGGCAGAAAGAGUCGUACCAAGAAUUCCUUCACCAGCCCAAUAUUUGAAAAAUGGAUGGGCACCGCUCGUUGUUACCCCAGACGCCCAAACAAUUCAGUUUAAACUAAAAGCAGUCUACGAUAACGGGGCAGAGCAGAAUACGCAGCAGCACCAUCAGCAACAACAAAAUCAACAACAACAACAGCAACAAAAGCAACAACUACCAACACAAGAAACUGUUCAAAUGGCCUCUGAGGCACAGAAGCAACCAUCACCAACCAAUGCACAGCUAGUAGCUCCUCAAUUAAGUCCAUAUCAAGUAAGCCCUACGCAGCUUACGUUACCUCAACAACAAACACAGAAUAUCUACUUACCGAACGGGAUCCAAAGCGUAGUUCUUCCAACACCAACUGUAAUACAACAACAGUCCGCGCCAACUGCUUUGCAACAAAGUCCAGCAUUCAACCCUUUCCAACCGUUCUUAACACAAACUUUUAAUGCUGUACCCCAAACAAAUUACUUUGCAAGCCCAUAUACACCAGCCUCAUUUCCAACAUUUUUACCAGUUACACCAGCUCCUCUUCAGUUACCUCAAAAUCCACAACAAAACUUGUUCCAAAACUUACCACAACAACCAGCUUCGCAAUUUCUACAGUUCCCAAUAAAUGACAGGCAAACCACCGUAAACCAAAGUCAACAAUCCCAAACGGCUAUUUCCAAUCAUGCUCAGAAGAAUUCUCAAAUGACGCAACUUUUCUACCAGAAAACGGAAGUUGAACCCGUUAAAACCAACCAGAAUGUUCCAACUCCCAGCAUACAGCAGCCUGUUCACAAACCUCAAGCAGUACAUCAAGUCUUGCAACCUCAAAUACCCUACCCAAUAAAUCAAAAACCUCAACCAACUAAUCAAGUUGUCGCUAAUCAAAAGUCAGCAGAGCAAACACCAGAGAAUGCUCCAAAAGUACAAGUCCCAGAGCAACCAAUAAUUCAGACUAGUAUAGAUGCUCCUUCAAUGACAAUACAGAAGUCGAUUUAUGAAGGAGUGAAACCACCCACUAUACCUCAAUGUCCUCGUCAACCCAACUGGCAACCUUGUAUCUCUAAAGAACUAGCCAACGAAAGAUUCCGCAACUGCUGUGCUCGUUUAGGUGAAGGCUGCAGCUCGCUUUGCAGUUACGAUGCAACACUUGCAACGAUUCAACUCAGCGUUCUUACCGGCCGAUGCCCCAUAAGUAAAGUUGGAGACAUGAUGGUUUGUGCCAGUGGCAAUGAAGAUGCUACACCUUGUUGCCAAGCGCAUAAUGUUUUCGAGCCAGGAUUUGAACAUUGCAAACCUUACUGCAAUCCUUCAGCCGGUCUGCCUCAAGGUGGUAUGUUAACAGAAAAAUAUAAGUGCCUGGGUAAACUCACGCAAAUUCAACACUGUUUCUACAUAACGCAAAAACCAUAA